Messenger RNA from Boleophthalmus pectinirostris (great blue-spotted mudskipper), 1738 nucleotides. RefSeq lists its product as uncharacterized. Lineage: Eukaryota; Metazoa; Chordata; Actinopteri; Gobiiformes; Gobiidae. The record is from RefSeq and is a predicted model, not a curated record. The transcript is spliced from 2 exons. The coding region runs from base 5 to 649 and encodes 214 amino acids.
CAGCAUGGACGUGAGGAGAGCCAUCGGGGCGUGCGUGCCCUUCUUCCUCCUCGCCGUGCUCUUCGACGUACUCGGGAUUAUUUUACUCUUUCUGGGAAUUUUCGCCAAUUUACGCAUCGACGGACGCUUCUACGGAGACUUCCUCAUCUACACCGGAUCGAUCAUUUUAUUCUUCAGCAUCGGCCUGUGGUUGCUGUGGUACCUGGGCAACAUCCCGCCGCCGUACGACCCGCUCACGGCGUCGGUGAAGCACGGGAACAGCAUCGUGGAGAUCGCGCGUAAAUUCUCGCGGCGGCUGAGCGAGAAGCUGACCGAGACCGUGAAGGGCAAGUACGUGACCGAGGACGAGACGAGUCCGCCCGGCACGCCGGACCUCAAACCCGGGCGGGUCACGUGGGGCAAAUCCACGGCGUACGUCAACAAAGGUUACGAGGAGGAUGAAGAGGCGGAGGAGACGAAGAAGAAGAUCGACGAGGACGAUGACGUGAAGUGCCGCGAACAAAACGUGGACACGCCGGAGGAGGACGGCGCGGAGGAGAGCGUGGACGUGAAGGGAGAGGACGCGUGCGCACCGGAGGAAGCCAGAGACGGCGGCGGGGACGUGGCGGAGGACGCGACGGAGGACCGGAUGGGAGACGUAGCGUUUUGAGCCACGCCAGAGCGGUACAAAGGCGCACAAAGCUGGUGAAAUACUGGCGUGUAACAUGAGCCGUCGCGAGGAGGACUGAAGGGGAAAACAAAACACGGCCGGACGAACGCGGCUCACGGCGCAAACGUGCACUUUACACUUUAAACACGGAGUUUGGGAAGGAAAAACGCGACCCAAAAAUGUAAACAUGUAGAUAGACGAACAGCAUGACUGUGUGUUACUCUAAAGAAUGUUUAUAUGAGGCUACAGAUACGGCCAUAGACAUCCAUACACAUGAAUGCACCUGUAUGUUCUGAUACUGGACGAGUGUCGUGCCAAAGAGCACCAAAAUAACAUGAAGUGCAGCUCACCAGGACUAAACCAUCACCCACACAAACACUGUUACAUCUACAAAUACUACAAAUACUACAAAUACUACUACUACUGUUGUUAUUACUACUGUUUUUGCUGCUGCUGCUGCUGCUGCUACUACUACUACUACUACUACUACUACUACUGCUACUUCUGCUACUACUACUAAUAAUAAUACUUAGCCCUACUACAAAGAAUUGCAUUACUACCAAGGACUACAAUUACUACUACUACUACUAUUGCUGCUACUGUUACUACUACUAGUACUUCUACUUCUAAUACUAAACCUACUACAAAGAAUUACAUUACUACAAAUACUACUACUACUAAUACUACUACCACUACCACUACUUCUACUACUACUACUGCUACUACUAGUACUACCACUAGUACUACCACUAAUAGUAGUAUUACUACUACUAUUACUACUACUACUACAACUACUACUACUACUGCUAGUACUACUACUACUACUGCUACUGCUAGUGCUACUACCAGUACUACCACCACUACUACUACUACUACUAAUACUUAGCCUACUACAAAGAUACAUUACCAACAAGAACUACAAUUACUACUACUACUACCACUACUUCUACUAUUACUACUGCUACUACUAGUACUAAUAUUACUACUGCUGCUGCUGCUAUUGUUGCUACUAUUGCUAAUACUACUUCUUCUACUUCUAAUACUAACUUCUAAUACUAAACCUACUACAAAGAAUUACAUUACUACAAA